AUGCCACCCAACGCCUCGACAUCUACGAUACCCCCAAAACUACCCCCAGACCAAGUACCUGUAGUGUUUCAGAGAAUACGAUCGGAAAUGCAAAGUUUAGCGCAGAAAAUAGGGGAGCUCGAAUCUGAAGCGGAGGAACAUGCAUUGGUGCUUAACACAUUACAACCUUUACUCCAAUCGGCUCCUGAGAGAACAUGUUAUCGUCUCAUUGGAGGUGUUUUGGUACAACGGACAGUGGCGGAUGUCAUUCCUACUCUCGAAACCAAUUAUUCUGGGAUUAAGGAGGUGUUGGAAACUUUAACGAAAAGUUAUAAGAAUAAAGAUGAAGAGUUUGUUGCUUUUCAAAGACAGUAUGAUAUACAAGUGAGUCCAAGGACGCCUUGA
This is a messenger RNA of Tremella mesenterica DSM 1558, 384 nucleotides long. RefSeq lists its product as uncharacterized. The coding region runs from base 1 to 384 and encodes 127 amino acids. The record is from RefSeq and is a predicted model, not a curated record. Gene Ontology annotation, molecular function: protein folding chaperone. The transcript has 2 exons. NCBI's taxonomy places the organism in Eukaryota, Fungi, Basidiomycota, Tremellomycetes, Tremellales, Tremellaceae. Gene Ontology annotation, biological process: protein folding. Gene Ontology annotation, cellular component: cytoplasm; prefoldin complex.